This is a messenger RNA of Morchella sextelata, 915 nucleotides long. RefSeq lists its product as uncharacterized. The coding region runs from base 1 to 915 and encodes 304 amino acids. The record is from RefSeq and is a predicted model, not a curated record. Gene Ontology annotation, molecular function: RNA polymerase II transcription regulatory region sequence-specific DNA binding; zinc ion binding. NCBI's taxonomy places the organism in Eukaryota, Fungi, Ascomycota, Pezizomycetes, Pezizales, Morchellaceae. The transcript has 3 exons. Gene Ontology annotation, biological process: transcription elongation by RNA polymerase I; DNA-templated transcription; transcription elongation by RNA polymerase II. Gene Ontology annotation, cellular component: nucleus.
AUGGACGCGAAGGAUGUCAAGGCGCACGUCAGCAAUCUGGAGAAGGGAGUCAAGGAGAAGCUGCCCGCUCAGUACUUGCUGGAUAUCCUGGGCGCGCUGAAAAAGGAGGUUGUGGCCACCGAGCAGCUGUUGAGAGAUACUAAAGUCGGAAUGGCUGUUAAUAAGCUGCGCAUGAAUCCCGACAAGACCGUCUCGGAACUUGCGAAGGAGAUUGUUGCGAAGUGGAAGAAAGACGUGCAUAGCAAAACAAAGCCCGGCUCAACCUCUGACGUCAAGAAGGAGCGCAACUCAACAGCCUCUCCGACUACCGAGUUUAACCCAAGGUCUCCUCCUAAGCCGUCGGGCAAGAAGCCGGAUAGCAACAGCAAGGUGGACCCAGGCAAGAGGAACAAGACCACAGAUAAAAUCACCUGGGCGAUCACCUCCGACCAGGUCAGGAAUAAUUGUAUCGGCGCAAUGUAUGACGCUCUUGUCCAUGAGUCGGAUGCGAGCAGCGACCAUAUCUUCACUCUUGCGAAAGCUGUCGAGGUGUCGGUAUUUUCGAGUAACAAGUCCAAGACCGACCAGCCGUACCGUCGCCGCAUGCAGGUCCUGUUCCUCAACCUAAAGGACACCAAGAAUAACCUUCGCAUCCGUGUCGUGUCGGGUGAAAUCACACCUGAGCGUCUGGCGACUAUGGAGACCUCAGAAAUGGCCAGUGCUGAGCGAAGAAAACAGGAUCAGCAAAUUAUUGCCCAGAAUGAAAAGGAUUCCAUGAUGCCAAAGAGCGAGAAGAGUAUCAGUGAUCAACUUACCUGCGGAAAGUGUGGGAAGAAGAGAGUAUCGUACACACAAGCUCAGACCAGAUCCGCUGAUGAGCCGAUGACUACUUUCUGUACAUGUGAGCUCUGCGGUCACCGGUGGAAAUUCUCAUAG